Molecule: messenger RNA, 2157 nt
Organism: Schistosoma curassoni
Lineage: Eukaryota; Metazoa; Platyhelminthes; Trematoda; Strigeidida; Schistosomatidae
Source: the annotation of a GenBank genome assembly
AUGGCUAAAAAGAGAGGAGAGGUUGCAUUGCAAGAAGAAAUUGUAGACGAAGAUAGUUGGAACGCGCUGCGUAUGAAGCAAGGGCUAAUAGUUGUCGAUGUCUAUCAAGAAUGGUGUGGUCCUUGUUCCGCUGUUGUUGGUCUGUUCAAACGACUCAAAACAGAAAUAAACGACGAUUUAUUGCAUUUUGCUGUUGUAAAAGCAGAUACUGUUGAAACGUUUGAACUAUAUCGAGGGAAAUGCGAACCAUAUUUUCUAUUUUUUGGAGGUGGAUGCCUUGUUGCAGCAGUAAAAGGAGUUAAUCCUCCAGAGUUGGAGCAGUGUGUCUUGAGCAAGUUGAAGCAGGAACACGACGUCAUAAGUGGCGAAGCUGAAAGGGUUGAGAUCCGUGAUCCUAUGGUUAUCGCUAGAGAACUGAAAGAGGCGGAGAUUAAACAAAAAAGGGAGGAGGAGGAGGAGGUUGAACAGGAACUUACCUUAGCAGUACUGAAACCUGAUGUUGUGCAGUCUGGGGUAGCAGAACAAAUUAUUAGAGAACUCGAAGAAAAAGGUAUUCAAAUACUUGAGAGCCAAGAACAUUUAUUUACCACUGAAGAGGCUGAAAUCUUCUAUGAAAAUGUUAAAGAUCAGCCUUAUUUUCAAGAUCUUGUUGGAUUUAUGACAUCUGGUCCAAGCAAAAUUAUAGUCUGUGCAAUAAAAGGCAAGCAGGGCAUUAUUGACAAGCUAAGGGGACUAAUUGGAACGUCGAUUUUUGAAAAGGAUUCAGAGGAAAUGAAUGAAACGAUAAGGGCAAAAUAUGGUACUGGAAUAAUCAAGAAUGCGAUCCAUGCAUCAAGCUCUAAAGAAGAGGCUACAAGAGAACUAGCGUUUUUCUACCCAGGUUACGAGCCGCCAGUUAUUACAGUGAAACGUACCCAAUCAAUUGGUAAAGGAUAUGAAGAAACAGUUUAUGGCACUGGAAAACAUGAAAUCGAACGAACAGUUGCAGUAUUACGGCCACAAGCUUAUGAAUUAUAUAAAGAUGAAAUAGUAAAACAAAUUAAAAAUGCUGGAUUUACCAUAACACUGGAGAAAGUUAUACAGCUGACUAAAGAACAAGUAGAAGAAUAUUAUAAGGAACAUAUGGGACAACCAUAUUUUGGGGAAUUAACUACUUUAAUGUCCAGUGGUCCAUGUUUGGCUUUAUUAUUAGCUAGAGAAGAUGCUGUCGCUAAAUGGAGAGAAAUGUUAGGGCCAGCAAGUGUUAGUGAAGCCAAAUCUACAGUUCCUGGAUCAUUACGUGCUCAGUUUACCAUGAAAUCGCCGACUAAAAUGACCAGUGGGAAAAGUGAAGGAAUCAACCUUAUACAUGGAUCAGCUAACGAUCAUGAAGUGGAGAAAGAUAUUAGUGUAUUUUUCCCGGUCGAAAAAACAAUUGCAGCGAUUAAACCCGAUGCAUACGCUAAUCGAGAUGAAAUUAUUGAAAGGAUUGAAUCAGCUGGUUUUCACGUGGCAGCACGUAAAGAAACGACUCUUACUAAAGAUAUAGCUCGAAAACUAUAUGAAAAUUGCUCUGGUCAACCAUUUUACAAUGAUCUAGUUAAUCAUAUGGUCAGUGGUCAGACUUUGUUCAUGGUUUUGACGAGAAGUAAUGCAAUUUCCGGUUGGCGGCAACUGAUGGGACCAACAGAUCCAAACAAAGCAUCUGACGAAUCAUCAGAAAGUAUUCGUGCAAUUUAUGGUAGAGAUAUUCUUCGUAAUGCAGUUCAUGGAUCAUCUAACAAAGACGAAGUUCAACGGAUUCAGAAUUUAUUAUUCACCGGUAUCGAAGCUACUGAAGAAAACCAAACGAUGUCGUCAAGAAGUAGUAGACGAGAUUCAAUAAAUGAAGAAAUGGAUAUGGAUAAAGCUCACUCAUAUGCAGUUAAAGAAGAGCAAGAAGCUGAAUCAGCUAGAUCACAAGAAAAUGAAGAAAUAAAAGAUGAGGAAAAUAUGUUAAAUACACAGAAAGUAAAUGAUGAAGAAAAUAUACAAUCGGAGAGGCAACAAUUUACAAACUCUGAUGAUAAAAUACAACAUGAAGAAAAUGAAUUAACUGAAAUCACUAGUGAUACAAUGCCAAUAGGAGAAAGUGUAGAAAAAAAUGAAACAAGUAGUUCUAGUUCAUCAGAUACAUAA